Messenger RNA from Ylistrum balloti, 6600 nucleotides. RefSeq lists its product as uncharacterized. Lineage: Eukaryota; Metazoa; Mollusca; Bivalvia; Pectinida; Pectinidae. Gene Ontology annotation, molecular function: scavenger receptor activity. Bases 1 to 6600 code for a protein of 2199 amino acids. The record is from RefSeq and is a predicted model, not a curated record. The transcript is spliced from 48 exons.
AUGUGCCAGAACUUAAAGAGUUCAAGAUCAGAAAUUUUGGUUAGAUUAAAAGAGCUUCAAAAUAGGAGGAAGUAUCUUCUUGACAAGUUGACAGGAAAGAGGAAAAGCAAGUAUGUGAAAGAACUUGCUUGUGACCAUUUGAUGCAGACUUCAAGGAUCCAGGAAUCAGAAUCUGAGAAUAGUGUUAAUACCGGUACAGGUACAUCAAAUUCUUCAACAGACUCUGACAUAAGUACUAUCAGUAGUAAUGAGAGCAAAUCAUCAAAGAUUGAGAACGUCAAAGCAGCAUUUAAUCCUGGAGAUGUUGUGUACGGAGACGCAAGUGACAAGUUUUCUGCUUUUCCAAACUGUUCACCACGAGGCACAUUCAAAAUUGAUUUUGUCGGAACGCCAUUCACUAUUGCCAAAAACAUACAAUGGACAUGGCAGGGAAAUUUUGUGGGAGGCAGCACAGCAAAGGGUGUAGCACACGUUACAAACAAUAGUUACAUUGGAUGUUUCGUGGACGCGGACGACAGACUGAUGGGAGGACACUUUGAGAAUAAUGCUCACAUGACCACAGAGCUAUGUAUACAGCACUGUAAGACACUUGGAUUCUGGUAUGCUGGUACACAGUAUCGAACACAAUGCUUCUGUGGAGACAAUCACGACCGCCACUCACUGGCUACUGAAUCUGACUGUAACAGUCCGUGUGGGGGAAACUCAAAAGAAAUAUGUGGAGGAACUUGGAGAGUAUCAGUGUAUGGAACAGGUGUGCGACAGAUUUUUGAAGGUAGAUGUGGAGGAUUUCCUGGAGGUUGUUACCCAGCAACUGUUUCUGAUCCUAGUAAUCCAAUACUCGCCCUACAGGUGGUUCCCUCACAUCCGUGUCUGCAGCCAAUAUCACCCUGCAAGAAUGAAGGAAAAUGUGUUGCCUCAUCAGCCUCGGGUUUCCAUUGUCUCUGCUACUCUGGCUACACAGGGUCAAUGUGUGACAUCCCUAAUCAGGUUAUUACAACAAACCUAACUUGCCCCGUUGGAAUGAUUGCCGAGAAAUGUACAUGUGACAGAAGUUGUUAUGGGGCUGCCUUCAAAGGAGACAAGUGCAAAGUGUAUGGCUCACGGGGUGUAGUAAAGCCAUUGACCACCUGUCGACCAGGCAUUGGUAACCACAUCAUCAUGUUUAAUGUAGAAGGCAGUGGUAUGGUCAAAUGUCCACCAGGCUCUAACCUCACAGGCUGUACCUACAGGGAUAGAGGUUACUAUCCUGUAUCCUCUGGUAACCACAAGUUUAUGACGGCUACUGGAGAAGCCACCCAGAUCCGCUACAAUACAGGCACAUGUAGUUUAUUGCAUAGCUGUCAGUCCUGUACCCUUCAGGCCAGGUGUAAGAAAUUUGAUUGUGGGUGUCAAAAUGGAGGUCAUUGUCACAUGAUCACUGGAGAGUGCAUUUGUACCCAAGGUUACUAUGGCGAGAAGUGUGAAAACUUUGAUUAUUGUGGCUACUAUGAAACACACAACAACGUAACUGCGUGCGGUGCUGGAGGAAUAUGUAGCGCCAUUCCUCAGGAGGAAAUUAAGGCGUAUGGAGGAGACAACGCUGGAGACACUUGUGUAUUUCCAUUUCAGUACGGAACAAAUUCUUACGGAUCCUGUAUCCAAUCGAACAGUGUUGGUCCUCCCUUUGCUUGUGGUACAAAGUUUGAUGGCCAGAGGGAUGGAUAUAUAGAUUUGGGCCUGUGGAGUCCAGGGACCCAGUAUACCAUUGCUGCCUGGGUGAGACCUGACGUGGCUGACGUAACUAGACGUACUAUUGUAGGUGGUGUUGGAGACUGUAAAGACUUCGGGCUGUAUCAUUUUGAGAAUUUUUGGGCGUAUUAUCGAGGACAAGGUGCUGAUAGUAUUUGUACACGAGGAUUGUCGGCUGUGGACAAGAUCCAAACGGGGCAGUGGUAUCUUAUUGCUUCAAUAAAAAACGACACUCAUGUCACACUUUAUGUCAAUGGGAAACUGAGAUCUAUACGGGCUAGCCCCAACGCCCUUCCAACAACAGGAGGAUUGUGGAUAGGUGGCGAGGAGUGCUGUGAACAGGGCAGGUUCAAGGGCAUGAUCAAAUCAGUAAAGAUCUGGAAGAGGGCUUUGUCUCCAUCAGAUUUGAAAAAAAGUAUGGAAACACAGAGUGCAGCUUACUAUACAAAUGAAGCUCAGACACAAGGCCUGGUUGGAUAUUGGGAGCUGGGAGAGGUGUUACCACCCCCUUGUGUUGGUUUAGAUCACGGCGGAGAGGAUUGGAUCCUAGACCAAUCUAGUACCAUUAUCAUCUCAGGUAGCCAUUGUAAUAUCAGCCAGUUCACAGUACCAGAAAACACUGUUGUAUUUGUUAAACCAUGGAAUGGAUCAACAGGUGGCACACUCCAGAUCCAAGCCAAGAAUAUUCUGAUUGCUGGCACACUAAAUGCUCAUGCAGCUGGAUACAAAGGUGGAUCUAUACCUGGGGCAGGGGCUUCAGGCCAACAAGGGGAGUCCUACCCAGGUUUAGGAAAGACAAAAACCAGUGACAACAGGGGAGGCGGAGGAGGGGGACAGGGAGGCACCAAAUCAUCAGACCAUCGUGGCAGACCAGGGGGAGGGGGAGGAUAUGGUAACCCAGCGUCAUAUAAUAGGAACAUUGGAAAUCAGGCCAAUGGGUAUGGAAGCUCUGGCCAAGUGUAUGGAGAUGAAACACUUAGUGACCUGUACUUAGGGUCUGGAGGCGGUAGUGGGGGCAGUGCUACAAACCUAACCAUUAACCCUCCAGGUGGUAAGGGAGGGAAUGGUGGAGGAGCCAUCAGUCUGAAAGCGGAGCUAAGUGUGAAGAUCUCAGGCAAAAUUACAGCAACAGGGGAGCCUGGACAGGGUGAUAGCACAUACAGUUGGUGUCCUCCUCCAUGCACCUCCAUCUCUUCUCGAACUGGCAGAGGAAAAUGUUCUAGUCUCAAUGUAACUGCAUGUUGGGACGAGUCUGGAGCCGGGGGCGGAGGCAGUGGCGGAAGUAUCUUUAUAUCGGCAAAAUCUAUUGCCAUAAGUGAGAGGGGAGGAUGGAGGCUCGAUGUGUCCGGAGGCGUCGGAGGUUAUGCCCCUUUCAAUAAUAAAGGGGGAACAGGUGGAAGUGGGCGUGUCCGGUUAGAGUAUAUCACAUAUACAGGAAAUACAAGAUACUACAGUCCUGUCUCCAAAAUAUACUCUUCUGCUACACUUCAAAAUGAGUUUAUGGAUCUGAGUCAGGCUGGCCAAAAACUUAUUGACCUAUCAUCUACGCAGUAUGGUAACGAGGUUUUGCGCGGCUGCUUUGUGGACAAUACUACCUACAGGAUGUUAUCAGUCCCAGUCACUCUGUCUAGCACUGACAAACAACGUUUGACUCAAGACAAGUGCAUCAGAGCAUGCAGACUCAAAGGGUACAAGUACUCCGGCACCGAAUAUCACAACGAGUGUUACUGUGACAACCAUUUAAAGAUGCAGCUUAAGCGACCCGACAGCGAGUGUAACACCCCCUGUACGGGAGAUCGUACGCAGAUGUGUGGUGGCACGUAUCGAAUUCUUGUGUUUGGCCCGCCCCCUGGUAGUCCAGCUGUCGGUCACUCCGGAGCUGUGUCGAAGUGUGAGCCCUGGUGUGUUACUGCUGAUCAGAAUUCAAACACUCCGAAAUGGGGGCAGUGUUCCUUGACUACCGAGUUUGUCACCUCCUGGCAGAUUCACUGUGACUGUCCAUCAGGAUUCACUGGUGUUGGCUGUGCUGAGGUAUGUACAGAGUGGACAUGGGGUAGUGCCUGCAGGAGAAACUGUACUUGUAAUCAGAACAACACCAUAUCCUGUCUGCCUCAGACUGGCCAGUGUCAGUGUAAACCAGGUUUCCAUGGCACUCAGUGCCAAACGCCCUGCCCUGAUGGACACUUUGGAACCAACUGCCUGAAUUUGUGUAACUGUACAGGUGCGUCCGACUGCGACAAGGCCACAGGAAAGUGUAUUUGUCAGCCAGGAUGGUACGGCCAUAACUGUAAUUUCCCCUGUCCACCAGGAGUAUGGGGCCGGAACUGUUCGUCGGUGUGUGAAUGUGUUCAAGGAUCAUGUGACCCAGUUGCAGGAACAUGUGAUUGCAAACCUGGAUACAAACUACCUAUGUGUGCUGACACAUGUGAACCGGGGGUGUUUGGGCCAAAUUGUAUGUACAUCUGUGACUGUAAUGGCCAACGCUGUGAUCCGAUUUCUGGCGUGUGUGACUGUGACAGUGGCUACACAGGGCACACCUGUGAAAAGCUAUGUCCCUAUAAUACUUACGGGAAGCACUGUGCACAGAGUUGUAACUGCCUCGCUGACUUUGACUGCGACCACCAGACCGGAGCCUGUGUUUGUGGACCAGGUUAUCUUGGACCUCACUGUGACCAACCUUGUCCUCAGGGAACGUAUGGUGUGAAUUGCCAAAAACACUGCGUCUGUCAGAUGAAUCAGACAGAGAAAUGUGAAACUGAUACUGGACUGUGUACGUGUAAACCAGGUUUUCUCGGCGAUGACUGUAAACUCUCCUGUCCUAUUGGAUUUUUCGGUCCAGGCUGUACAUCCACCUGUAAUUGUCAUAACGAGGCUCCCUGUGAUAAAGUGACUGGUGCAUGUACAUGCCCUGCAGGCUGGACAGGACUAGGAUGUGAGAAUGCCUGUCAGGAGCCUUAUUACGGCAACUGUUCGACAGUAUGUCCUAACUGCCUGAAUGGAUUUUGUGACAAAGGCACUGGUCAAUGUCGCUCAUGCCCUGGAACCAGCUGUCAAUGUUCAGAAGGCUUCUAUGGUGACAGAUGUCAAAACGAGUGUGAUUGUUUCCAUGGACAUUGUUCUGGCAAUGGUCAGUGUCUGUGUAGUCCAGGCUGGCAAGGAAGUCAGUGUGACCAACAGUGUCCUACAGAUCACUUUGGGGCAGGAUGUAAUCAAACGUGCCACUGUGACCAUGGCAAAUGUCACCAGGAAAUUGGCAUCUGUAUCUGUGAUCCUGGUUUCCAUGGUGAUCACUGUGACCAACCUUGUUCUAACAACACCUAUGGCUCUAACUGUCGGCGGGAGUGUUUGGCGUGUGGAAGAUUUUCCACAGGGACAUGUGACCCAGCCACAGGACAUUGUCAAUGUGUACCAGGCUACAAGGGUAUACUCUGUACCACGCCCUGUCCAACCGGCAAAUUUGGUGCAAACUGUUCCCAGACUUGUGCAUGUGAGAGAGGGACUUGUCGACAGACUGACGGAUUUUGUUAUUGUCCUGAUGGAUGGACUGGUACAAAAUGUCACUUACAGUGCCCUCCUGGUAAAUGGGGAUACAACUGUUCCAAUGCCUGUAAGUGUAGCCCCCACAGUAAUGGCUGUGAUCCUGUCUCUGGACAAUGCCAGUGUCAGCCUGGAUUUGCAGGAGUUUACUGUCGGGAAAGCUGUAAAGAUGGAAUGUAUGGACAAAAUUGUACCAAUCACUGUCGUUGUAAUCCAUAUGGAUUUACUGUAUGUAGUCCAAUUGAUGGUUCAUGUCAGUGUCGUCUUGGUUACACGGGCGACAUGUGUGAGAGAGUGUGUAAUCCAGGGCAGUGGGGUCUCGAUUGCAAGAUGAAUUGUGAGUGCAGUAACCAUGGCAACUGCAAUCCAUUUACUGGAGCAUGUGACUGUCUACCAGGAUUCAAUGGUACCAACUGUCAGUUUUCUUGUCCAGCCAGCACGUUUGGUAAGAACUGUGGGCAGUCCUGUAAUUGCAAUGGAGGAACCUGUGAUCCUAGAAAUGGGAUAUGUUCUUGUUCUCCGGGAAGGAAAGGUCAUCAGUGUGAGUUAGUUUGUGAGUCUACACACUUUGGUUUCGACUGCGCUCAGCCAUGUGUUUGCCAGAAUGAAGGUGUAUGUAAUCCUGUGAAUGGAGAUUGCCUUUGCCAGCCUGGAUGGUCAGGAAUAAGGUGUGAUAAACCUUGUCCUGAGGGUCAGUUUGGUGUCAACUGUGCGCAGACAUGUCCGCCGUGCCAGAACGACGGAUCUUGUGAUAGUGUCACCGGCCAAUGCUCAUGUGCUUCAGGAUAUACUGGUCCAUUGUGUAAUGAGACUUGUACACCAGGAUUAUGGGGCAGUGGUUGUACCAUGCAGUGUCCUACCUCCUGUUCAUCAACAUGUUUCUCUACUACUGGCACGUGUAAUUGUCUCCCGGGUGCAUGUUUAAAUGGAGGCGUCUGUAACAAGAAGGGGUUGUGUUUGUGUGUUGAUGGUUUCCAUGGUACCGAUUGUUCACUGGCGAAAGGAACUCAGUUGUCUGGCUCUGUUUCCGCCCAUACCUCCACCAAAUCAUCAGGCUCCGCUAUAUACCUGAGUAAAGGGUCAAUGGCUGGCAUUGUGUUAGGUUUGAUUAUCAUGGCCUUAAUUGCUGUAACAGCGGUGUUUCUGUUGAUGCGCAAAAGAUAUACUGGACAGUUUAUACAUGGAACAGGCGGUGUUGCCAAAACAGCUUUCUCUCCAGAGGUCAAAGAGGACACAAAUGAUGGAGCUGCAGGUUUUUCCAAUCCUCUUCACUUCUCUGAAUUUUCUACACCAAAGACAGAUCCAGAUGAAACUCUGAAAGACAGUGCAGCAUAA